CCACCGCCACUAAGGCCGCCGAGAUUAUCAGCCGUCGUUGUGUGCGUGCGUUAGCGUGUACUCGUGUGCGUGUGCGUUCGUGAACGAGUGUGAGCUCAGUAAAGUGGCGAAGGGGGAAAUAGUCGAAAGAAAAAAAUAAACUGACAACAGCGACGACGACGAACCACUCGAACCAGUAUUGGUUACACCCGAUAAUCGUCGUUCGUCUGCCGUCUGCUUUAAUUUUCGUUUAGUAUUGGUAUUAUUAUUCGUUGUCCGACGGCCCUUGAAAUAUAUAUUGCCUUCGAGUAACUAGAUUAUUAUUAUUCAUUUUUAUCUUUUAUUAUUUUUCGUUUUAUCCGUCACGAUAAAUACCGAAGCCCGUCACCGUCGUCCACAGUGUGACGUCCAACGCGCGCCAGUGUACUCUGUUACGCCGUCGGCGGCCGUCGUCGCCGUCGUCGCCGUUGUCUUCCUCUUCGUCCUCCUCAACGACAUCGACACCCACAGUAGCCCCUUUUAGACGUUUCAGCAAUCGCUCUACGUUUUUUUUUAUUUGCGUCACUCAUUUACCAAACGCGCAAGCCCGCACACCUGCGCUGCCGCCACCAUUUGAAAAUGUCCCGGGAAAACGUUUGACUUUCCGCUCUUAAAGGAGAAUCGGUAUCGCCAACAUCGUCCAGGUAUUUAACUAUUGCAAUGGAAUUUUUAAUGACAAAGGAAUCUGAUGAAGUCGUCUCUAUAUUGUCCCAAAAUAAUGAAUCUACCAAUACCAAAUUUCAAAAUGCAAACAUUGAUCAAAUUAAUAAUGAAGAAGUUUCUACUGUAUCAAAAACUUUAUCUGACUGCUUAGUAGAUAUCCCAAAUUCGCCAGAUUCAGCAUGUAGAGUUCAAAAUUUGUUAUUGAAUAUGAAAUCUAAAGAACUCAGCACUAAUUGUGAUGAAAAAGAUAGUAUUGAUAGCAAUAUAAAACCUUACAGUGACAAUGUUAAUAAUCUAAAUAUGUGUAGUUUACCCUCUUCUACUUCAAUUUCGUCUAGUGAAACUCUUGUUUUUUCAAAUACAAAUGAAUCAAUUUAUUCAGAUUUAAACAAUAUUUUUACAACUAAUAAAAAACAAGGGUUUUCAAUUGAAGAAAUUAGUAAUGACAAAACUUCUAAAAAUAGCCAAAGCAUGUUAACAUACUCAAACGAUUAUACUUGUUUUUUAAGUGAACAAACAGAUGCUAUAAGCGAUUUAACACCUUUCAAAAGAAGUAAUAGCUAUUAUUUUGACUCUCCUGUAAAAAAGUUAUGUACUACAAAACUGCCUAUCAAUGAAAAAACAAAUGAAGUGGUUAACAGCAUUAACUUGUAUUCAAAUAAAAAAGAUAAUAAAAUAUUCAGCGGAUUUACAAGUAUUCAGGAUGACUUAGAAGUUGAUUGUACACAAGAUCGAUAUGAUGGAAGCGACUCUGGAUUUGGAUCAGAAUUAGCAGAAGAUAAGAAUAGUACUAGCUUAGAUGUAGCAGUUUCAUCAUCAAGUGCAUCAUACAAAACAUUGAACCAAGAAUCUAGUUUUGAAGAUCUGCAAAGAACUUCAAAUGAAUUUUUGUCAGCAAUGGAAGUGUUGAAACCAAAGUUUUCAGAUUCCAUUAUAGAUACAGGACCAUUAGACAUUAAGAAUAAUUACGGGAUUGUUAAAGGUAUUUUAAAACGCAACAAACCACUCAAUUAUGGUGUUCUAUCAUCUGAUGUUACAACAGUGAAGAAACGCAAAAAUAUAAAUUUUGCAAAUGUAACAGUCUUUUACUUUCCCAGAGUUCAAGGAUUUACUUGCGUCCCUUCACAGGGUGGUUCUACUCUUGGCAUGACAAAAGUUCAUAGUGCAUCACGAGUUUUUUCUCUGCCUGAAUAUAUGGCAGAACAAAGAAGAAUACGUCGAAACUUGAUUCAACUAAGUCAAUCCGAGGUGUCUGGUACAAAUAGUGAUGACAGUGAUAGCGAUGUAGGAGCAGCAGAUGUUUACUCUGAAUCUGACGCAGAUGUGGAUUCAGAUAGCAAUGGGAGUUUUUUACAACCCGUACCUACACGACAGAGACGUGCUCUAUUGAAGGCAGCCGGUGUUGACAAAAUUGAUUCUUCAGAAAAGGAUGAUUGCAAAAGCAUAAGAUUAUCAAGAGAAUUCUGUGGGUGUUUGUGUCGUGGUUUUUGUGACCCAGAUUCAUGUGCUUGUUUUCAAGCAGGAAUAACAUGCCAAGUCGAUAGAAUGAAUUUCCCAUGUGGGUGCACAGUAGAUGGCUGUGGAAAUUCUGUUGGUCGCAUAGAAUUCAAUCCAACAAGAGUUCGAAAGCAUUUCAUUCACACCAUAAUGAGACUUGAAAUCAAAAAGAGAGAAGCACAAGAAGAGGAACACUGUAAUAAGCUAGCUAUGACAUCACCAGUUUUAUCUAAUUUUUCCUAUAAUGAUUCUAGACAACCUUAUUAUCAACCACAACACUAUGAACAAAAUUUAAAUGAUUAUAAUUAUCAUUCAUUUUUCCCUGUUUAUGAUAGCAAUCACAUUGCCCCAGAAAGUAGUACACUGAACGAUUAUCAGUUAAAUAGUAACACUUUAUAUGAACCAUAUCAGUCAUUUCCCUCUGCAUUUGUGCCUUUAUCACAAGAUAGACCCAGAGGAUUAUCUGUUAUAGACAAUAAGCCGGAAACAUUUACAGACUUAUUGCAGCCAUACAGCUUCCAAAGUAUUGAAAGUACUGAAUCACUUGGUAUUUCAAAUACUUCAAGUACAUUGAUUUCGGAUAGUUUCAAUUUAGAAACGGAAAAUUUAGGAGAAAUCAUUAAAAAUACAAUGGUUGAAAGUGUCAAUUCUUAAAACUUCAUUCUAUGACAACUUUUUAAAAAAUAAAUGUUUUCUUUAGUUAAAUUUUUCAUUAAUUGUUGUCUAAAUUAAUAAUUUUUAAUUUGAUUAUCCUAAUAUUAAUAGUAUAGGCUUUCUCUGUUUCAUAUAAGAGUAAUCACAGACAACAAAUUAUUUUUAUUUGGUCUAUCGGACAGUUUAAUAGUUUUUCAUCGUCGGCAUUCAAUUUUGAUAAUUGGCCAUGACUAAAAAAUACAGAUGGUUGAAAUAAUCAAGAGGACGUCGCACCUGCAUGUGCUGUUUCCGUCUUUCACACGUACAACAUAGGAAAUGUUCGUUCGCUAGUUUCAAUAGGGUAUUGUCAGUAUUGAUAUUAGAGUGAAUCCACCUAUUAUCAAACUUUUAGGUAGCAACAUUAUCUGUGUUCUCUCGUUGGUUUU
This is a messenger RNA of Diuraphis noxia (Russian wheat aphid), 3257 nucleotides long. RefSeq names its product AXIN1 up-regulated 1 (gene Axud1). Gene Ontology annotation, cellular component: nucleus. Gene Ontology annotation, molecular function: sequence-specific DNA binding; DNA-binding transcription factor activity, RNA polymerase II-specific. NCBI's taxonomy places the organism in Eukaryota, Metazoa, Arthropoda, Insecta, Hemiptera, Aphididae. The record is from RefSeq and is a predicted model, not a curated record. Gene Ontology annotation, biological process: regulation of transcription by RNA polymerase II.